Messenger RNA from Blepharisma stoltei, 6931 nucleotides. NCBI's taxonomy places the organism in Eukaryota, Ciliophora, Heterotrichea, Heterotrichida, Blepharismidae. The record is from the annotation of a GenBank genome assembly.
AUGUCUGAAAAGUUCAAUUCUUACCCAAGUUUGCCACCAGAGAUCCAAAAUUCAAUUCACGGCAUUUUAAAAGUUCUUUUAGGGAGUGUAGUUUGACUUGAUCCUCCUUAUAAUCCUGAAGGUCUUCUUUUUCGAGUUAAAUUCUGGGGUGAGAAAACACCUGGGAUAAUUUUGAAGCCAAAAAGCACCAAGCAAGACUCUAUAUCCAAUAUCGCAAUUUAUACAAUUAGAUGUACUCAGCCAAUAUUCACAAAUUACCUUAAUGAUAUGUCAACCCUUACUAUUGAUACUAUGGAUGCACAAUGGCGGCUUAUUGGACAAAUACAUAUUAACGUGAGACUUUACAUUAAAAGAGAUCCAGUCAUGGCCAAAGGAAAAUUAGCCUCGAACUCAGGGUUUGCAAAUCUUGAGGUUGAUGGAGUCUUUCCUAUAUUAACAUGUGAAAACGAACCGAGGAAAAUAGGAGAAAUUGAAAUCAAAGCUUUUACAAAUUAUCAUGGAUGGGAAAAUGAAAGGACUAGUAAAGAAGUACUAGCUAGUUUUGAGAUGAAUGAAUUAAAAGCAAGGUUUGAAGAUCCGAUUGGUAAUAUUGAAGAAAGAAAAGUUCAAGACGAUGACAGAAUCCCAAAUUCUUACUCCCUCCUUGAGCGAAUGAUUAAAUUUAUAGUAAAAUUCGUUUUUUUCGAAACGUAAAAAAAUCCCAAUUCACAAUAAUUGGAAAGCAAAUAUUUAUCAUUUAUAAAAUUUUUUGUUUAAAACGCAAUUUGUUUAAAAUUAAACAGAAUGAGCUCGAGAUUUCAUUAUAAUAGUUAUCACUUAUAUAUCAAAUAUUUUUUCAUAAAAAUGUUUGUUCCUCAAUGGGUUUUUGAGCAAAAAUAGGGACUUAUCCAAUGGUUUUGUUUGCUCACGGAGAGAGGAGUUAUGCAAAUAAGAAUAGAGGAGAAUAUAAUAAAGAAAAAUUAGAUGAAAUGAAGCUUGAAAUCGAAGGAAAAAACAUAGAAAUAUAUAAGAAAAACGACCCUUCAAAAAUUUUUGUUCCCAAAAGUUCAUUAAAAAAGAUCCCAAAACCAGAGCAUGCUGUAGAUGAAGAAGUAAAAGCAACAGAGAAAAAUAUUGAAAAAGAUAUUAAUCCACCAAGUUUAAGUACUGAAUGAGAGAAAGUCAAAGCCAAAGGAGAUUCAUUGAAAGCUAAACUUUUAGUUGCAAAAGCAGAAGAAAUAGCAUUAACUACAUCAGUAGAGCAAUCCAAAAUAGAUGAAGGAAGAAUUCCUAGUGUUCAUGAAGUAGAAGCAAUGAUGUUACCAGAAGACAUUACUGUAGCCAAACUUCCUGGGCCUACUGAUAUUUUUGAAGUUCCAGAACGCGAAAAGAAGCCAUUUUCUGACCUAACAUCUAUGAAACAUCUCAAAUUAUCAAUUUCCACUCUUACACUUCUAAUCGACAAAUCAGAGCUCAAAGACAAAUCAUUAUUUUUAGAAUGCAUAGUUCCAGUUCCAACAUUAGUUCAAAGGACUCCAUCAGAAAAACUUCAAAAUUCUCCUAUUUCUAUCUUCAUGGAUUCCUUUAAAAUUACCAAUAAAAAUAUCUCAAAUAACCUCUAUACUUUUAACCACGAAUCAGUGCACCAUUUAGGUCUAGGAGAAGGCAUCUUUGGAAAAUUAGCCAACCAAAAUAUUAGGAUAAAGCUCUGCACAAGUGAAACAAAGGAAAAGCCUAUUGAGCUAGGAAGGGCUGAUAUUUUGUGGGAAAAAAUUCUGCUCGCUCCAGGAUUUAUUUAUUCAGAAACAAUUGAUUUGAUUGGAGAAGAUAAAAAUCCAAGGGCAAGGAAAAAUACAAAAGCUAGAGUUAUAGGGAGGCUAAAUGCGUCAUUUUUUAUGGUUAGUGAUGAGAAUAAAGAUUUGAAAAUUGCAGAGGCGAAUAAAAAAGAAGAGGUGAAGGUGGAAGAAAAGCAUGAAGAAAUUUUAAAAAAUUAUAGCUCCGAAAAGCCAAGCCAAGAACUAGAAUUCAAAUCGUUUCAGCUUUAUUUAUAUAUUGAAAGUGUAAGCCAAGUUGUCAGAUCAGAUGGAUCUUAUCUUAUCUUAUGGAAUUUAUAUCGCUUAACGUCCACUACGGGGUUACGACCCCAGGUUUAUCACUCGCCUUUCGUCGCAUCGGGCCCACCAGUCCGCUGGGGACAGACUCGCUUUGAUCUCCAAGGUGCUUCUAGGGCAAAUGUCCACGUCUUCGACGGCUCAUGAGUGAGCUACUUGCUUGUACAUGGGUUGCUUUUCCGAAAAACCCAAAAAAUGGAUUUUUCUGGUCAGCUAUCGGCAAAAAGGAAAAAUACAAAGCCUGGGACGUAACGCCCAGUUUCACGCUAGGGAGUUGCCCGAAUGGUCCAGAGGACUUUGCUGGGCUUCCCCUUUCCAACCUUGUACCCUCCUUCCCCACGAGGAAAAAUCCACCCCUGAGAUUAGACUAGGGCUAGGCUCUGAAAGCUACCAGAAUUGCUUACCUAGCAUUGCUGUCCAUCUCUGAAAUGGUAAAACCUUGCCGGAUAUAAUUAAAAUAUGAGUCGAGGCUGCAUGGCCGGGAGGCCAUGCCCAGACGAAGACGCCAUAUUUUAAUUAUCAGAUCAGAUGGAUCAUUACCAAAUAUUUUCAUAAACUAUAAGACAUUCCCUGAUCCAGAAAAAAUUUCAACACCAGUUUUUUGGGAAUGCGAUGAAACUAUCUUGCUGAGCUAAUUUGGCAUAAAUAUUGCAAAUAAUAUUUUUUUAUUUUUAAUUAGAAUAGGAAACCAAUCCUUCAGUAAUACGCAUAAAUAAUAUGAUCUAGUAUAAAAAAAUUAAUCAUAAAAUGAUGAUCCCCAUAACAGCUACAGAAAGUAUAGUAUCAAAACUCAGAAAUGCCUUUAUAACUCUAGAAGUUUGGGAUAAAAUAAGUACAGCUAAAGACGAGCUGCUUGGUUUAGUAAAGCUUCAAUUGAACUUUUUCGCAACUGCAUUAUCUUCAGGAAAUCUCGCUCUUUUUAACAGUGUUUAUCCUAUAAUAGCUGUUGAUGAAUACAGGCCAAUAAAUAAUUUAAGAACUGCAAAAGAUAUAGGGUACUUAAGAGUUUGCCUUGCAUUAGGAACACCUGCACAAGUCCACAGGCUGCAUUUAUCACAAAGUAAUGCUGAUAAUAACUCAGAAAAAUUCUCCUUUACCAAUAAAAGGCAAGACAAAAAAGAGCAGGAAAUCGAAGUCAAAGUGUAUGAGGAAAAAAAUUGAAACCAAAAAACAUCCAAAAAAGAAGAAAAAAAUGAGUGGGACAUAGAAAAUGUGAAAGGAAAGCAAGAUAAAAUAGUAACAGAAAGCAUUGAAAGUAUUGGAGACAUUGCUGCAUUCUUAAAUACAAAACCACAGCAAGAAACUGUAAAAGAGUCUCCUGUAAUAGAAUUGCCAGUAAAAGUUGAACCUCAGCCAUUAGCUGAGCUUCCAAAACAAUCUCCAAAAAUUGAAAAAAUAUUCGAAGAGCCAAAAAUGCAAGAAAUUCCAAAAGAAAAAACAAAGGAAGAACUCGUAUUUUUUAUUAAAAAAUGUUUAGAUAUAGAAGAAGUUAGCAUAGAAGAAGAGCUUAAAAUUGUAGACAGGUUCAAUCACCGUUUCAUUCAUAGUGAAAAUUUUUCACACCUUCUACAAGAGCAUACACAAAUAAAAUGAUAGCUUUUUCGACCCGCUCUCUUCUCCCAUACUCUCAGUUAUUUUGGGGUUUUUGAGAGCUGAGAGCUGGCGGAGAGGAGCUGAAAUAUCCCUGAUGACCCAUUUUGACUUUAAUCUAAUCUAAUCUACAAGAACUUAGGCUAGGAAUACCCCCGAAUGACAUCCAAGCUUUAAUUGACCUUAUCAUCUCAGAAAGUCCUGAAACAUCGAAUAAGCGGAGAAUCCAAUUUAUUGACAUUUUCCAUACUCUUGGAAUUCAGCCUAAAUCUUCAAAUACAAAACAUUCUUUUUCACUUACCUUAAAAGAUAUUUUUGCAUGCCCAUUUCUUACAAAGCUUCCUAACAAAUCUACUUACCUCAAAUAUUUAUUCCCUAAAGAAGAAACAUACAUGGAGUCUGAGCUUUUAGAGGCUAACAAUUCAGUUUCAAUUAAUAUAAGCUCGCUUCAUUCCUUUACAUUACCGAAUCAUUCAGAUAUUUCUGACUCCCCCCAUUAAAUUGGAACAAAAUAUAAGUAAAAUUUGCAUUUUUGGGCACUUUAACCGUCCUUUAUAAUUGAAAGACAAUUUGCUUUCAAAAGGAAAUUAUAAAGAUGAAAAUAUUAAUUUUUAUAAAAUUAAUUUUGAUCUAGUUGAAUGUAAAAAGUGCAAAGAGAAUGCUAUUUAAACAGUUUCCACAGUGAAUCGAUUAACUUUUUUCAUAAAAAUAAAUUAAAUUUCAAAUUAUUGUAAUUAAUUUAUAUUUUUUCAAAUUUUAAAAAUAAUUAACCCCCUUAAAAUUGAAAUAGGGUUUUUUGUUCCGAUUUAAAGGAGGAGUGAGUGCUUUUCUUCUGAAGAUGAAGGAAUUAUUAUUUAUUUGUGUAGAAAUGUUUCAAGGUCUGAAGACCAAGUUAUUGCGAAAGCGGUAUUGCCUAUAGAAGAGUUAGUAGAUCUUGAGCCUAAUAAAAAAAUCACAAGAGUGGUGUGCUUAUACGGGGAUAGAAAUAUUAAGGUAGAAAGCUACUUGAAUGAAGUCAUAGGGAAAAUAAGGCUAGUUAUUGAAUAUAAGCAGUCAAUGACAUUUGAUGAUCCUGGGAAAUCAGUUGAAUUAGUUUAUGAAAAACAAACACAAAUUGAUAUAGAGAUUUACCUUGAAUUUUCUAAUUUUUAAGCUUAUACAAAACCAAGAUAAUUUAUGUUAAAAAUCAUAGAGUUUUACCACGGCAAAAUAUGCUGACCAUUUUUAUUGAAAAUUUAGGUGAUUUAAGCAGAGCUCAAAGGUAUUUAAAGAACCUUGGAAUUGAGAUUGACCAAAAAUGCAAAGUAAAAGUCUUAGUCAACAUUUUCUGUGAAGAUGAAAGUUUGAACAAAGAAUUUGGAGUUUUGGAAAUUGAUGAACGUGAUUUUGGUGAAAAUGUGAGCAUAAGAGAAAAAUAUCAAAUAGAAAUGACACUUAACAGUGAAAUUUUGAAUUAUUUGAAAAAUAAAUCAGCCACGAUCAAAGUAAUUUUAAUAUCAAAAUCCUAUGAAGAGAUCACUUUGGGAACCACAAAAAUAUCAUUGAUUCCAUUGCUUUUGCAUUCAAACGCAGCAGGAGAGUUUGCAUUAUUGAAUGAAUAUGGACAGUUUAUGGGAUAUAUAAAUAUUUCAUUUUCAUUUCAGAUUGAUGAUACAAGGCCUCAGUCCCCAGAGCAAUUAGAAAUUGCUGAAGAGCCUAAACCUUUAAAAAAUCCAAAUCUUCCUGAUCUUGAGCCUUUGCCGACUCUUAUGAUAGAGGAAGAGCCAAACACUAGUAAGGUUCAGCUAACAAUAGAGUCAGCAAUGCAUCUCCCUAAAGAAAUUAACGGUGAAAUUUCAAAUCCAUUUAUUCAGUUCAAAUGGUUUGACUCACAAACGUACAAAACUCCGCCAGUUUUGAGAUCUUCUUGCCCUUCGUGGAAUUCAUCACACACUUUAAAUAUUCCGCUUGACUCCUCUAAGCUGAGAAAGCCAAUUAUUUUUGAAAUAUGGCAUAGAUCAUUUACUAAUCAUUCUGAUACAAAAUUAGGAGAGUGCGAGGUCGAUCUUUCUGCACUUAUGGUUGUCGAUCAAAUUGAUGGUUGGUAUCAUAUAAUGGAUUCUUUUAAGAGUUCUGGGCAGCUAAAAAUCAGGAUAACUCCAACUGAAAAUCUGUAUGAAAAAAUUACAGGAAAGCAAAGAAAAAAUUCAAGAGCUCCUAGUCCAGCCCCAAAGCUCAGGGAAAUUGAAGAAAAGCCAAAGAAAAAGAACGUCUACGAGGAGAGAAUUAGCCUAAUAAGUAAAAGUUUGGAAAAUGAAAAUGAUGAAGAAAUUUAUCAGAAACAUUUACUUCCCAUCAUUGAUUGAACGAUUCCAUGAUAAUUUCCUAAAAAUAGGAAAUUAACCCUAUCCUUGAUUGAACGAUUUUCAUAAUAGUUAUGCAUGAGACUACCUUCUCGGUCAGCAUCAUAUCUAAUUAGCUAUCCAUUAUAGUAAUCAAUAUUAGAGAUUAUACCAUAUAAUCGGCUUUAUGUGAUUAUAUAGCGAGUCUCGCAUCUUUACUAAUAAUAGAUUUGAUAUUCCAUCACGCAUGAAAUAUUUUAUUUAGAUGAAUAAAUUUUUAAUCCUUUAAUUAUGACGAUCGUUUCGAUCAAAGUAGGGGAGUUAGAAAAUAUGAGAACUCUAGAAAGUAUCACUCAUAAUUACGGGUCAUGGGGAUUGAAUAGAGAUCGCUCACCACCAAGAAUAGAGCAAGAUAAAGCAGCUUUCAGACAUACAUCUCCUUUGAGAAAAUCUAGAGUUUCUCCACCAAAGUAUUUUGAAGAAGCUGAAGAAAAACAAAGGCAGUAUAACUUUUCUGAUAUUUGGAAAGAAAAUACCAAUUUAGCACCACAUUAUUCUGAAGAAAUUGCUCAUGUAGAGCCUCACUAUGGCAGAGAAUUUAUAAAAUAUGAAGAGGAAGAAAAAAAAUUAGACAGUGAUGAAGAAUGGGACCAAAAUAAAAUUAAUGAUAUCUUGAGCUCAAUCGAGGAGGCUACAAAACUAGCUGACCAACUUCAACAAGAUCAGUAUCAGCUUCCUAUUGAAGAAGAAAAAAAGCCUGAAGAAAGCCAUAUAAGAGCAUAUAGCUCUGAUUAUCGAGAACCAACACUAUUAAGACCUCCUGGCAGAAUAAGUCCAACGAAUUUAGUAAAAAAUCCACUGCCAAACAUGAUGGUUACUGAUUCAGAAAUCUCAAGAAUUGCUGCAAUUAUGAAAGGAAAGAUGUCUUAA